AUGCAGUUCUGCACAUUUGGGCACAUUUUUACGUGGGGCGUGUAUCGCGAUUACUACAUGAACGAAUUCCCAAAACUCCAUUCGCCAAACAAGCUUGCAUUGAUAGAAAGUCUUCAAUUCGCAUUACUCUUCCUCCUGGCGUUCCUAGCGGGUAAAGCAGUCGACGCGAACCAUUUCCAUUGGGUUGUGCUCCCUGGCUCUGCGUUCUUUGGAAUGUCGUGCGGCUUUCCUAUCUCACACGCUUGCAAACAUCAUUCGUUCAUAUGUAUCUAUUACCCCCAGGCUCUUCUUGCUCUCCUUUGUCGAUCCAGAAAGUUUCAUCUGUUCCUAAUACAAGGUGUAGGCAUGGGUCUCGGGCUCGGCAUGAUCUUUUUGCCUACCGCCAUUGUGUGCAAGCACCACUCCAAGAAAUGGAGAGCGUCAUCACGGGGAUCGUACUCAGCGGAGCCUCAGCUGGUGCAAUUGUGUUCCCACUUGGUGAGAUCUUUCCGUCCUUUUGAGCCAUCGAAUGAUUUUUCAAUGCCCUCACCUACAGUGCUAGACAAAUUCCUCCCUACGAAAGGGUUCAGCGGAACAGUGCGCAUAACUGCAUACAUGGUCCUUGCGUGUCUGGUGAUAGGCAACAGCCUCAUGGGAAUGCCGGCCAAACUGUUCAUUCCUAAGCUCCCUGAUGUGAGCCUGUUGAUGUAUUUCAAGGAGCGGUAUUAUGCAUUGGUCAUGGGUGCAACUUUCAUAGCCCUGCUGACGAUGUACUUCCCCGCUUCGUACAUGGAGGACUACGUGGUACUGCAUGAUGUUAACCCACAUCUGGCGUUUUAUGCGUUGGCAAUCACGCACAUCGCCAGUCUGAUGGGGCGCAUAGUGAUGGGUCUACUGGCGGACAAGUAUGGAUCUUUCACCUUGUUGAUUCCCACCACGGUAAUCUUGGCUGCGAGCUUGUGUGUCGUCGUUUCAGUUCAAAGCGUGAAAGCCAUAGUGAUCGUAUCCACAUUCUACGGCUUUUCGUCUGGAGCUUGGCUUUCGCUCCUUAUUUCUGAACUCGCUUCGCUUGCUCUUCGUCCUGCUUAAAUUGGUCUUCGAACUGACUUGUUGCUCUCAGCGGCUAGUCUUGGCUCCUUUCUGGGCCUGUGCAAUUGGGUUUGCUUUCGGCCGAGUUCAUAUGGGCGAGGCCUGUUGAAUUGUUAGGGUUCUUUGCUCUUUGUGACUGCGGGCAUGUUUUGAUACAUCCGACAACUUGUAUCGCUAAAGAAGCGAAAUCGAAUAGUGUGAAUUCA
This is a messenger RNA of Laccaria bicolor S238N-H82, 1274 nucleotides long. RefSeq lists its product as uncharacterized. Gene Ontology annotation, molecular function: transmembrane transporter activity. The record is from RefSeq and is a predicted model, not a curated record. Bases 1 to 1068 code for a protein of 355 amino acids. Gene Ontology annotation, cellular component: fungal-type vacuole membrane. The transcript is spliced from 10 exons. NCBI's taxonomy places the organism in Eukaryota, Fungi, Basidiomycota, Agaricomycetes, Agaricales, Hydnangiaceae.